UCAGUAAAAUCGUGACCGGCCGGCGAGAUGCUUCUUCUGUUUUGAAUCGUGUUAUGUGAAAAGAGUACUAAACUUGUGUUAUGUCGUGGUUUAAGGAAGAGAGGAAAACCUCCUUCAUAAGAACGUUCUGUAAUAAUGUCAUCAAAGCCGGUCAGAUUCCUAAACACGUUGCCAUCAUAAUGGACGGGAACAGAAGGUUUGCGAAGAAGGUGAAGUGCGAACGUUCAAAGGGACACGAGAAGGGUUUUGAGAAGUUAACAGAGGUGCUGGAAUGGUGUUUUGAUCUUGGAAUACCAGAAGUUACAGUUUAUGCAUUUAGUAUUGAGAAUUUUAAACGAUCAAAAGAGGAAGUGGAUGGACUCAUGGAACUUGCCACACAAAAAUUUGAUAGAUUGAUGGAAGAGAAAGAAAUGAUCAUGAAGCAUGGAGUUUGUGUGAGAGCGCUUGGUGAUCUCACCAUGUUACCAGAAGAGUUACAAAGAUCAGUAGCAAGAGUUGUGAAAUAUUCUCAAAAUAACACCAAAGCAACCUUGAAUGUUUGCUUAGCAUAUACAUCAAGACAUGAAAUUUCAAAUGCUGUUAAAUUAAUGGCUGAAGGUGUUGAACUUGGUUUAUUAAAAGCAAGUGACAUUAGUGAGUCAUUACUAGAGAAAUGUCUCUACACAUCACACUCCCCACACCCUGAUAUGUUGAUAAGGACAUCAGGAGAGGUGCGGUUUAGUGAUUUCUUAUUAUGGCAGUGUUCAUAUUCCUCAUUGUCAUUUCUCAAAGUUUUAUGGCCUGAGUUUUCAGUGUGGGAUUUUUAUGGAGCCAUUCUCUCAUUCCAGUGGAAUUAUAAGGCAUUCAAGGAAGCUACUGAGAGCUGUAGGAUAAAGCAAACACAAGCAGAGUUGGACUGGGAGCUACAAUGUGUGUUGGAUGAAAUGGCAGGAGGAUCUGUUUCAGUCUCCAAUGGCAAUGGUCACAUGCCAAACACAAGAUCAGCAUUUGAACAGAACGGCGCGACAACUGAGGAAAUACCCUUAACAAAUGGUUACCAUGGGCUUCAAACAAGCAUACAUAAUGUUGAAGAACUUAUUACUAUGCCUUGCAUUCAACAGAGACUAGAAACUUAUAGAGAAUUGAAGCAAUCCAGGAUAGAUAAAUUUCUUGCACAUUUGGAAAACAGACAAGUGGAAUAUCUAGAUAGAAUAUGCCCAAAAGUGAUGUGAGAGUACACUUGUUGCUUGAAACCAGACAGACUUUAUACUUUAUAAAAUGAAAAUAGAGAAAAAUUGAAUGUUGCUCAGCCUAGCAAAAGGAAGUUGAUCCAUUCAACUUUUCACCAAUCAGUUGAAGCAUUAGAACAAUCAAAACUUUAAUUACCUGGAGUAACUAAAGAUAUUACUGCAUUUUAAAGAGCACUUACCUUCAAUCAAAUCAACUCCAAAUUGCUUUUAAAAGCAUGCAUACAGUACAUCUAGCUUUGAAAUUGUGCAAUGUGAUAUUUUUGCAAACAUUUGAACAACAAUCCUUGUGCUGUAGAAGGGUGAAUUGAGUAUUUGAAGUGUCACCUUCACAACCAGUCAAUCAACUGAAAAGUACACUAACCUGAAUCACAAUUUGACCAAAAAUAAAUCUAUAAAGUAAUUUUAUUUCCUACUUAAGUCGAAAGAGCUCCCUCAAUAGGCAGCCAGUCUGUGUUUGCUGAGAGCAAAAAAAGCCCUUUGCAGGAAGGGUUUUAGGUUUUAUUUGCAAAAAGGGGUUAAAAGAGAAAUUUCUGAGGAGAAUAUUAGGCUAAUUUAAUAGAAAAUUGACAAAUUAAAGGAAUCUUCUAUGUUCCCUGAUCUGGACAAGAUGCAUGUACAGGAAUAUUUCUAUUCAUCCAUAAGAAUGGGUUCACUUUAAAACGAUCAUGGUAAGAAAGUCAUUAUACUUGUAAAUAUGAUAAAUGUUUUUAUUGAUAUUUGCUGUUUCUCUUCAAAGGUUGUUGAAUUAAGGGGGUCCUUAGAUGGGUAUUUUAAAAUAAAACUUAUUAUUUAUUUCA
Pocillopora verrucosa is the source of this 2026-nucleotide messenger RNA. RefSeq names its product dehydrodolichyl diphosphate synthase complex subunit DHDDS-like. Gene Ontology annotation, cellular component: endoplasmic reticulum; dehydrodolichyl diphosphate synthase complex. NCBI's taxonomy places the organism in Eukaryota, Metazoa, Cnidaria, Anthozoa, Scleractinia, Pocilloporidae. Gene Ontology annotation, biological process: polyprenol biosynthetic process. The record is from RefSeq and is a predicted model, not a curated record. Gene Ontology annotation, molecular function: ditrans,polycis-polyprenyl diphosphate synthase [(2E,6E)-farnesyl diphosphate specific] activity.